Messenger RNA from Perca fluviatilis (European perch), 1956 nucleotides. It is a transcript of the gene c1qtnf12, whose product is annotated as C1q and TNF related 12. NCBI's taxonomy places the organism in Eukaryota, Metazoa, Chordata, Actinopteri, Perciformes, Percidae. The transcript is spliced from 8 exons. The record is from RefSeq and is a predicted model, not a curated record. Gene Ontology annotation, molecular function: hormone activity. The coding region runs from base 316 to 1131 and encodes 271 amino acids.
AGCAAAAAUAGUUAGCUAAAACUAUUGAAUACAUGUUUGAAAUAGUUAGCUAAAGUAAUAAAUAGUGAAACACUGACUAGAGACAAACUGAGGUGCACAAAAAAAAUACAUGAGCUAUAAAGGCAAACAUGCAAUAGUCUUAUUGUUUGGAGGAAGUCCUAAACCUUUUUUUAUUGUUUUAUUCUAACACAUGCAAUCUGAAUUUCUCUCCUUUAUUUUAAAGGCCAACUUUCCGUUUUUGUUCUGCUUCCCUGUGGUGAGCUUGACGCUGUUGGCUGCUGCUACCUGCUGCGUUAUCAGACAGACUGCCAGCGGAUGCAGGAACUAGGAUGGAGCCAUACUGGAAAGAUUUCUGACAACCAGCGAGUGGAUCCACUAGGAUCAUGGAUGGACUUUGUCAAAAGACCGGUUGGCAACUUCCCUGGAAAGUGUCGCAAACGCAAACGACCCCUGCCGGGCCCACCCGGUCCUCCUGGCCCUCCUGGCCCACAGGGACCUCCUGGCUCUCCUGGAGCCGAAGUGACCCAGGAAGUUCUUCUCCAGGAGUUCAAAGACAUGAUUAAAGAGGCUACAGAGAGGAGAGCAGCAGCGUUGGACAGACAAACCAGCCCCAGCCAGCUCCCUACGGCUCUCCUCACCCUGGAGGGGAUGACCUCUUACCGGCGGAUAGAAGAGGCUUUCCACUGCAAGCUCAAGGGCCCUGUGGUGGUCGACAAGAAGACUCUGGUGGAGCUCCAGAACUUUCAGACACCACCAGCUAAAGGAGCCUUCCUCAGAGGGUCAGGAAUGGACCAGUCCACCGGAAGAUUCACAGCUCCCAUCACUGGGAUCUACCAGUUCUCUGCUAAUGUCCACAUUGACCACAAUGAGGUGAAGAGGAGCAAGAGUCAGCUAAAGGCCAGGGAUAAUGUCCGGGUACUGAUCUGCAUUGAAUCACUCUGCCACAGAUACACCUCACUGGAGAUGAUUGUUGGAUUAGAAAGUAACAGCAAGAUAUUCACUGUCAGCGUGCAGGGGCUGCUGGAGCUGCAGGCCGGGCAGUACACCUCCAUAUUUGUGGAUAACGCAGCAGGCGCCUCCAUCACAGUACAAAACGGUUCCGAUUUUAUGGGCAUGCUGCUCGGUGUAUAGUCUUACAACAGGAACCGGGCGUCAUCCAAGCCAUCCACUGCUGCCAUUUUCGUCUUGUGUGUGUUUUUUUUUUUUUUUUUUUUGCAAUGGACUGCUUAUGAGCACCAUCACACAGUACCAAACCACAGGGGAGGUUUGAAGGAAGGAAGUGAGGCUGACAUGGACUUGACUGCUUGUCAGAUGGUGAAAGGACAGUGUAAAGAAGUCAAGGACUGAGUUUGUUUUUCACAGUGCACUGCUGCCACUUCCCUGAGGAACUUGGGAUGCCUGUUGCUUCACCAAUAAAAUAACCAGAAAAUUAAAGCAGUGAGUAUGUUAACUGUUACAGUUUAUGGUUUUUUUUCUAUUCUUUCGUGGCUGUUGAAGACCUUUACAGAAAACCAAAUAUCAAUGUUUUUAAUGUUCUCUGGAUAGAUGUUGAAGAGCUAGGGAACACGAGAAAGUACUAUUUGUAGUAUUUGUGUUUUUAAUGUAUACUGAAAUGUUUUUUUGUCUACAUGAUCUAUUAUGUACACAAACUAUAGUUAUUUUUUAUCAUGGAUUAAAUCUCACAUUUAUAUUUGUUAUAUGGUACAUAGACUGAGUACACUGGACAAUGGAAACAUGCUCAAUAGACAGAAUACGGCCUCACAAGAUCUUGUCCCACAUAUGUAAUAACUUGUUUUGUAACUGCAUUUUAAGCCACGUAGCAGCGUGGCAAUGUUGGUCGUUCGUUCCACCAUUUUGGUUCAGUCCAAAAUAUCUCCACAACUAUUUGAUGGAUUGCCAUGACAUUUUGCACAUACAUUUAUGGUCCCAAGAGAAUAAAUCCUACUGGCUACGGUG